GCGUCGUGAUGAAGUGCACUAAUGGGAUCCCAGAAGAGUGCAGUCAUUGCAAGCAAGAGACGGUUGGAGACUAUUUCCAGAGAGGAAACAAGAUCCUCUGCAGCAAAUGUCACCAAGAUCAAAGGACAAACAGAACUUCUAGCAAAAACUGAAGAGUGAGAGUGAACUAAAGAAACAGAGCAGAAAAGAGGCAUAUUUCAGGCUCUAUUUCUCUGAUUAAAACAUCUAGUUACAACUUAGGCAUAACUUUUUAUUUAAAUAUUUGAUACAAUUUAAUAUUCGAUAUGUC
Geodia barretti is the source of this 289-nucleotide messenger RNA. NCBI's taxonomy places the organism in Eukaryota, Metazoa, Porifera, Demospongiae, Tetractinellida, Geodiidae. The record is from the annotation of a GenBank genome assembly.